Messenger RNA from Penicillium olsonii, 1209 nucleotides. Lineage: Eukaryota; Fungi; Ascomycota; Eurotiomycetes; Eurotiales; Aspergillaceae. The record is from the annotation of a GenBank genome assembly.
AUGACCCUCCUCUCCGCCAGAAGAGCGCUACGAUACCGCAUCGCCCGAGCACUUGCAUUAAUCUUCAUCAGCUGGAGCCUGAUAGAACUCCACUUCAUUCAGCAACGAAUACGCGAAGCAGGGAGCAUCCAGCGCGAUAAGCCAGCACGAAAAGAGCGGAUAUACAUCGCAAGUGUGAAUUGGAAUAAUGAGCAGGUCCUGCGCAGCCACUGGAACAAGGCGCUCUACACUCUGGUUUCGGAGCUCGGGGCGGAAAAUGUUUUCGUCAGCAUAUACGAGAGUGGGAGCUACGAUAAUACAAAAGGGGCGUUGAGAGAGCUGGAUUGGCAAUUGGAUAAACUGGGGAUUCCGCGGAAUAUCACGCUCUCGCCGGUGACGCAUCAGGAUGAGAUUGCUGCGCCGGCGAAAGGGGAGGGUUGGAUUACAACGCCUAAGGGCAAUACACAGCUUAGGCGUAUACCGUAUCUUGCGAGGAUACGGAAUUUGAGCUUGUUGCCGCUGCAAGAUCUUGCGAGGAAGGGUAUCACUUUUGAUAAGAUCUUGUUUCUCAAUGAUGUUGUGUUUACUCCGGGUGAUGUCUUUGAACUUUUGGAUACUAACAAAGGCGACUAUGGGGCCGCUUGCUCGUUGGACUUUUCUAAGCCCCCUCAUUACUAUGACACAUUUGCUCUGCGGGAUAGCAAAGGACAUGAAGCUAUCAUGCAGACAUGGCCAUAUUUCAGCUCCCAGGCAUCUCGAUCUGCCAUGAAACACAUGGCACCGGUGCCAGUGACAAGUUGCUGGAAUGGCAUGGUCGCCAUGCCGGCGAAGCCGUUCAUUGAUCACCCGCCACUGCGAUUCCGGGGUAUCCCAGACUCACUAGCCCAACGCCAUCUCGAAGGCUCUGAGUGCUGUCUUAUUCACGCAGACAACCCGUUAUCGACAGAGAAGGGUGUCUUUCUCAACCCGCUCGUGAGAGUGGGGUAUAAUGGUGCUGCAUAUGCUGCAGUUCAUCCAAUUAUGGAUUGGCUUUCUGCAUGGAGGGUCUUUCAGGGUGUCUGGACCAAUCGACUCCGCCGGUUGGGUGACACAUCGUGGUUGAAAGCAAAGACGAUUCGCAGGCGGAUUGAUCGCUGGGAGGCCUUGGAUACUAAGCACCGAGAAGAUGGUCAAAUCUGCAUUAUUGAUGAGAUGCAGAUCCUCCAUCGAUAUGGUUGGAUUCAUGUCUAG